Molecule: messenger RNA, 1133 nt
Organism: Neocloeon triangulifer
Lineage: Eukaryota; Metazoa; Arthropoda; Insecta; Ephemeroptera; Baetidae
Gene: Yippee
Product: protein yippee-like 5
Exons: 3
Coding region: 173-535 (120 amino acids)
Source: RefSeq, a predicted model, not a curated record
UUCUUCUUUUUGCAGUGUUGUCGUUUGUGCUGCCAGCUGGGACAAGUGAGUUUGUUGUCAGGCAGUUUGCAAAAUCGCAAAUCGUGUUCCCUUGUCGUCGUCUUACUCUUUCAAAUAAGACGCACGUUGUUUUGUGCGCAAUUUGCAAAUCUUCGGAUAAGGCUCCAGCAAAAUGGGUCGCAUUUUCCUGGCCCACAUCGGUGGCUCGAGGCUUUUCUCCUGCGCCUCGUGCGACACCAUUCUGACAAACAGGUCGGAGCUAAUAAGCACCAGGUUCACUGGAGCUACAGGAAGGGCCUUCCUCUUCAACAAGGUCGUCAACCUCAACUACAGUGAGGUUCAAGACCGAGUGAUGCUGACAGGUCGUCACAUGGUUCGAGAUGUGUUCUGCAAAAACUGUGACACCAAAGUUGGAUGGAUCUACGAAUUCGCCACUGAGGAAAAUCAGCGCUAUAAAGAAGGUAGGGUCAUCCUCGAAAGGGCGCUCGUCACAGAGACGGACGGCAUUGAUGAGCACAUGGGCCGGGACGACUGACACGAUCACUCGCCAAGAGGCUCAAGUGCAUCAUCCCUUUGAGACUGACGAAUCUCAAGUGCACGAAUUCAUUUCAACCGCGCCCCAUCUCAAAAUCCAUGUUUUGGCCGGACUAGAUUUGAGUGAAAUGAUUACAAGAGAGUGAAAUUCUGAUAAUAUGCUCGAUCAUAAGCGUUAUUUGGAAACAUGGAUGCAUAAAUUAAGUUCUAUUCAAACCUUCUUUGAUGAUCUAAAUUAAUUAUCCAGAUUUGACUGUUGCAUCCAUCAAGUUUGCUUUUAAUUUAGAGCAUUCUAGUUUAAAGCUUCCUUCCAUACCUAUUUAUAAUUUCUCAAUAUGGUCCGAGGUUAAAGUUUCUUUUUAUUUAAUCAUAAAGAUUUGAAUCAAAUCAAUAUAAUUUAUUUAUAUAUCUAGAGUUUUUGGGAAAUAUCAACCCAUAAUUAAGUGUGUCGAUAGGCUAGUGAUACUAAAUAUUGUAAAUUUCAAUAAGUGUUAAUCAAAGUUGUGGGUUUAUCGGAAUACAUUGAAACGUCCAACUUUCUUUUGAUAAUCAUUGCACAUGUAGUGAGAAUAUUUCAAUAAACCAUGCGUUGCACACGA